Molecule: messenger RNA, 3979 nt
Organism: Paramisgurnus dabryanus
Lineage: Eukaryota; Metazoa; Chordata; Actinopteri; Cypriniformes; Cobitidae
Gene: znf740a
Product: zinc finger protein 740a
Biological process (GO): regulation of cytokine production; negative regulation of transcription by RNA polymerase II; embryo development
Cellular component (GO): nucleoplasm; nucleus
Molecular function (GO): DNA-binding transcription repressor activity, RNA polymerase II-specific; DNA-binding transcription activator activity, RNA polymerase II-specific; RNA polymerase II cis-regulatory region sequence-specific DNA binding
Source: RefSeq, a predicted model, not a curated record
GUCCAUUUCACUUUGCAGCUGUGUUGUUGCUCACUCAAGAACAGUCAGUGACGUUGCAACCAGUGUGCGCGUUCUCGUGGAGUUGUUCCGGUGGCUUUUCCUGUGUUUGUAAACUGAGCUGAGGUGGAAUAAAAGAGCGAAAUUUUGAACUAUUGAGGGAUAAACAUCAUUGCCAGAUGAUAAAGGACGGAAAAACUUAGUGUAUGAUACCUGAUCUGGACUGACGUCUCAUCUACACACAUCACCUGUCCUCACACCUGCUGUCAACAGCUAUGUCGCACAUUCCCAGCAGCUCCGUCCGUGACCAUAUGAAAUGGGCAGGGCUGUUAGGAUGUGAAGCAGUCUUGUCCAGCAUGGCUUUGAUGCAGGCCAGUUCCAUUACUGCCCCUAAGAAAUUGAUGACACCGUUGGGUCCGGCCCCAGGUCACUGUUCGGCUCAGAGGGAUCCACAGGACCGCGGGAUGCAAGGACAUAUGGUUUUGCCAACGGGCAUGACCUGUCCCCCACUGCUCCUGCGGAAGGAGGCUGAUUUUACUGCUCCCCGACUGCUGGAUGAGAAGGAAAUGCGACCCAAUGAGGACAUGCAGCUGAAGAAAAAAAACAGGAAGGCAGGAACACCCUGUAAAGUGAGAGAGCAGGAUGGGCGAACGGGCAAGGCAGUUGUGGAUGAAAAUGGAAAUUGUCCACUUUCCAAAGUCCAGAAAAACUUUAUUUGUGAUCACUGUUAUGGGGCUUUCAGGAGCGGAUAUCAUCUGAAGAGACAUAUUCUCAUUCAUACGGGGGAAAAGCCGUUUGCAUGUGGCAUAUGUGACAUGAGAUUUAUUCAGCGUUAUCACUUGGAACGACACAGCCUUACUCACACUGGGGUGAAGCCGUAUGCUUGUUCCAUGUGUGACAUGCGGUUUUUCCAACGUUACCACUUGGAGAGGCACAGCCUCACUCAUACGGGGGUCAAACCUUACGCUUGCUCCAUGUGCGACAUGCGAUUUUUCCAAAGAUACCAUCUUCAACGGCAUAGCCUCAUUCAUACGGGGGUGAAGCCGUAUGCUUGCUCCAUGUGUGACAGGCGUUUUUUCCAACGCUAUCAUCUGCAGAGACACAGCCUCACUCAUACGGGGGUGAAGCCGUAUGCUUGCACAAUGUGUGAUAUGAGAUUUUUCCAACGCUACCAUCUUCAGAGACACAGCAUCACCCAUACGGGGGUGAAGCCGUAUGCUUGCACCAUGUGCGACAUGCGUUUUUUUCAACGCUACCAUCUUCAGAGACACAGCCUCACCCAUACGGGGGUGAAGCCGUAUGCUUGUUCCAUGUGUGACAUGCGUUUUUUUCAACGUUACCAUCUGCAGAGACACAGCCUCACUCACACGGGGGUGAAGCCGUAUGCUUGUUCCAUGUGCGACAUGAGGUUUUUCCAACGAUACCAUUUGGAAAGACACAGUCUAACUCAUACUGGAGAGAAGCCGUUUGCUUGCGACAUGUGUGACAUGCGGUUUAUUCAGAGGUAUCAUCUGGAGAGACACAAGCGUGUUCACAGUGGAGAGAAACCUUAUCAGUGUGAACGCUGUCAGCAGAACUUUUCACGGACAGACAGGCUGCUACGACACCGGCGCUUGUGUCAGGGUCGUGGUGUGACUAAAGUGGAGGCUCAGCCAUGCUCCUUCCCCCAGGAGCCUCCCCAAGCCCCUCAGACCACCUGGAGUCCCCUGCACCCUACCACGGGUCGCCUCACUGCCUGAUCGAAUGCUUCCCAGACAAACCUUGAGAAGACGGCACAUCCAGACCUCUCCCAGCACCACCAAAAGUGAUGGAGAGAUGCGCUACAAAGAAAACAAAGAAAGAAUGUCAUUUUCUCUUUGUGGUAGAAAAGUGAAGUGAAGUGGAUUGGACUUUAUAUAUUUUGGUAAUAUAUUAUUAGGGUUAAAGAGAGGGGCUUUGUGAGUUUGAGUCCCUUGAGUAAGGGAACAAUUGGCAGAACCAUAACUGAAAUGGAAAUGUUUUGUCACCAACCAUCUAACCAAACAAGGUCAUUUUUUCAUGAUGGUACAAACCAUCUACUAACAAUCAUCUAAUCAUACAUACUUUAUGUAUGUGAAAAGUAUGUUAAGUGCGUGGUUCAAAUGAGCAUCAUAUAUGAUGUAUAGGCCUGCUGUAAAGUGAUACGGUUUAGUACCCUACUGCCAUAGGGACUCAGGUAAUGUAUGGCUACCAUCGUGAAUACUUUUCAUGUUCAUGUGGAAAUGCACAGUGUAGAUAUAUAUAAAUAUAUAUAUAUAUAUAUUAUUCAUUUACAACAUUCACAUGCUUUUUCUUGAUUUUAAGUGUUUGAUAUGAUAUUGUAACUAUGUAUGAUGUGUAUAUAACUGUGUAACAGCUGGUUUGUUCUCUAUUGUUGCCAUGAGCUGGUACAGAUUAAGCUUAUGUCUCUGACGGCAAAUAUUAACAAAAAAUAAAUUAAAUAAGAAAUAAUAGUUUGCAUAAAGAAAUUCUUCUAGGACAAAGACGUUUUUUGCACUGUAACAGUACAUCUCACCUAACUGUAAUCAUUUAAUAUCAUAUAAUGCAAUAAUUCUCAUUAAUUAAAAAAAUAUAUUUUUUAUUGUUAAGUUCUUGUAAAUCAUCGUCUUUAUACUGAAGAAAAAUAAAAAUUUAUUUGAUAAGUCACUGUAUUUUAUUAAUCAAAAUGCAAUUACAGUUGAGAAUAAUGAGAAUUGUUCAAAUUAAAUGCAUUAUUGUUAGGAUAAAAUAUAAUUCACAUCAUCAGAUUUUCUUUAUGCAAAACAUCAUUUUUUGAUUUCUUUUAAAUAUACUGUAAAAUAUGACAUGUUUCGUAAGAUACUGUUUGUUGGUAAAAGACAUGAAGAAAAUGUGCAGAAGACUCCCUCUAUUAUGUACAGAUUUAUAUGCUCAAUUUAAAACAAGAUCUUGUGGCCUUAGGAUGUGUUCAUGUGUUCGUUUUUUUAAGUACCUAGGUAAUAAAAUAUACAUAUUAUUUGACCAAAAUAUUUACAUAGGACAGACUGCCUUUUUGUUUUUAAAGGUCAACUUCAUGUUGCCUCAUAUACAAGCACAGCUGUACUGAAUUCUCUCUCUGAUGUAGAUUUGUGUUUUUUAUUUUUUUGAAAAGACUCUAGUGGGGCCAUCGGCAAUGAAAAGCCAGAAAAUCAAUGCUGAAAUGUUUUAUCUGUUAACUUUGUAUCUUAUUGUUAAAUGGAUUUCUGCUGUUUGAUGAAGGCCUCUUUGUAUACAUUUUGGUACCGAUGGACAUGCUAGAUCAUGUUCGGGUGUCUGUUAGCUGCUUACAGAUUACAGUUGUCAGCUGUUAAUGCUUUCAUUUUUUCUUUCUUUUUAAUCUUAAAUGUAUGAUUAUUAAACUAAGGGGUUGUAAUCCAAUUUGUUAAAUAACAAGCUAAUUUAUGUAUUGUUCUGACAUUUAUCAUUGUAAUAUAACUUUAAAACACUGGGGAGAUAAGUGUGGGCAAUACACACACACACAUAUAUUUUUUUUUGAGAGAGAGAGAGAGAAAGAGAAAGAAACAUAGUAUGUAUCUAUUAGACAAAGCCUCUCUCCACAAUGUCAGUCUGAAUUGGUUUGGAUGGAUAUUUGAGUUUGCUUGAGAAGUCAGAAAUGAGAAAAUACGAACUGAACAGAAGUAUUUAAAGCUUUGCUCUGUUUUAUGUUGUUUUCUGUUUGAACAGACACUAGACUUUGCAUCAGUUAUAGAUAAACCAUAGUUUUAUUUAUUUUGUAUUGCUUGACUUAGCAGAAAUUUUUGUAAACAUUUUAUUAAUGUCCUGUUUUUCAGCUGAAGAGGUUUUCCAGAAACUCCUGAAUGCAUAAAUAACUAAUUCUGUUCAAUGUUGUAAAACUGGGCUUAACUGUUUCUUAAAAUAAUUUCCAACACCCUUGUGAUACAAUUAAUUUUCAUUGUGUUGAAAUAAGAAAGGGGCUUAUGCAUAAAUAAAAUACUAAAAGAAAGUU